Messenger RNA from Chanos chanos (milkfish), 1213 nucleotides. It is a transcript of the gene mosmoa, whose product is annotated as modulator of smoothened a. The transcript has 3 exons. NCBI's taxonomy places the organism in Eukaryota, Metazoa, Chordata, Actinopteri, Gonorynchiformes, Chanidae. Gene Ontology annotation, cellular component: ciliary membrane; Golgi apparatus. The record is from RefSeq and is a predicted model, not a curated record. Bases 489 to 992 code for a protein of 167 amino acids. Gene Ontology annotation, biological process: negative regulation of smoothened signaling pathway.
UCUUGUGUGCGAGGAAUUCCCUGCUUAAAUACGUUUGCUGAAAUGGGUUUUUGGGCGUCGCGUAGCUGUAGGCCCUCCGUCCGGCACACGGACCCCGAAAGAGAGAGUCUGUAGUUAGCAGGCUAGCCCCAGUCAACAAAUGCUGCUGUUGUCCACUGGAUCUCUCCUGGGCCCUAGCAUUGAUCUUUUGAGAGGUAUUGCUUUGUCGGAGAAAGUGUAAGGACUAAACUUGGCCACCAGAGAUGUAAUUUUGCAAUCCCUCGCUUUGAAUGGAAGGAAAGAUUGGAUUGCUCCCGAAGCUAAAGCCCUAUCUUGCAGCGAUGUGGCGAAAUGGCAACGGAGGGUUGAGCCUGUGAAUUCGGGCUCCUGGAGGGGCGAGGUAGGACUCCAACACCGUGCUGAUAUCGAACAUUUAUCAAGAGAUCAACCUCACCUUGGAGCUGCCCUAUCAGUGUUCUAAAUUAAGGAUAACUAAAACUUUGACUGAAAUGGAUAAACUCACCAUAAUAUCAGGAUGCCUCUUCCUGGCUGCGGAUAUAUUUGCUAUAGCUAGCAUCGCAAAUCCCGACUGGAUCAACACGGGCGAGUCGGCAGGUGCUUUGACGGUGGGCCUGGUUCGGCAGUGUCAGACCAUCCACGGACGGGAUCGGACCUGUAUCCCGCCCCGGCUCCCGCCCGAGUGGGUCACCACACUCUUCUUCAUCAUCAUGGGCAUCAUCUCCCUCACCGUCACCUGCGGCCUGCUGGUGGCGUCGCACUGGCGCCGGGAGGCCACCAAAUACGCCCGCUGGAUCGCCUUCACGGGGAUGAUCCUGUUCUGUAUGGCGGCCCUGAUCUUCCCCAUAGGAUUCUACAUUAAUGAGGUGGGGGGUCAGCCGUAUAAGUUACCCAAUAACACAGUGGUGGGCUCCUCCUACGUGCUCUUCGUUCUCUCCAUCUUCUUCACGAUAGUUGGGCUGCUGUUCGCCGGCAAAGUGUGUCUGCCUGGCUGAGACUCGCGUUCCUCCGUUCUCAACUGGAACUAAAGGCGUACAAAAAAACAACAACUAAAAAAACGCAGAACAAAACAAAACAACAAAAAAACAAUAGCACAGCCAGGACAGGAGGGACAGCAAACGGCGACGGAAACUCGGACAAUAACAGACUAACUAUUCGUGAGGACAGAAGACAAAAACGCUGUACACAGAUAUACGCACGUACACACACACACACA